This is a messenger RNA of Enterobius vermicularis (human pinworm), 503 nucleotides long. The record is from the annotation of a GenBank genome assembly. Lineage: Eukaryota; Metazoa; Nematoda; Chromadorea; Rhabditida; Oxyuridae.
AUUCCAUUUGUUCAUCCUUUACACGAACCGUUACGAGAUGGUUGUAAAAUAGAAGUUCACGGUGAAGUCGAAGAAGGCCACCAUGAAAAUUUUGCAAUCGAAUUGUUGUCUGGACCACAUAUUGUUUUGCAUGUAAACUUCCGAUUUCUUCCCGGAGAACAUGUAUUAGUUUUGAAUGCAGCUGCACACGGUAACUGGGGAGAAGAAGUUCGAACUACAAACACAUUACAUCCUGGGCAACAUUUCAACAUUUCUGUAAUUGUUCACCACGACCAUUACGAUAUUGAAGUAAAUGGUGAAACAGUCGGCGAAUUCAGACACAGAUAUCCAAUUCAUACGGUACAAGCACUUGGAGUUAAAGGAGACGUUCAUGUACACAAAAUUGAAUUUCACGGCUUUCACUUUGAACGACGUAAGUUACAGCCGCUUGGGAAGGCGAUUAUGAUUAUGGCCAUGGAGGUUAUUUUGGAUAUGGCACACCCGACUAUGCUCCACCGGUAAAU